Molecule: messenger RNA, 933 nt
Organism: Entamoeba invadens IP1
Lineage: Eukaryota; Evosea; Mastigamoebida; Endamoebidae
Exons: 3
Coding region: 1-933 (310 amino acids)
Cellular component (GO): membrane
Source: RefSeq, a predicted model, not a curated record
AUGUGGGCGGUACUUUUAUUUAUGUUCAUCAUUCUCUUUGUAGCAAUUUCUAUCGCAUUAAAUCAGUUUACAAACCCUCUUAAGACACGGUGGUAUGUGACUUUGUUUGUCUUUAUUGGGUGGGGUCUUUCUUUUUCCAUCCCAUUGUUGUUGCCAAUCGACAUUUCUUCUAGUUUAUAUGACAAAUGCCUUGAGUCGGGGAGUAAUAUAUGUGAUGAACCCUUUACUUAUGUGGAUCACAAGACGUUAGUGAUCUUAUGGAAUUGUCUAUAUUGGUUUACCACUCUUUUAUGUUGGACUGCAAUUCCAUUUCUUCAGUCGUAUUGUUCAGCUGGUGACUUUCACAUCAUCGAACGUGUCAAGUCUUCCCUUCGUGAGAACAUCAUCUUUUAUUUAGUUGUAGGGUUUGUGUGUGGGAUCUUUUUAGUGAUGUUUUUGAUAUGGAAUGAGAAUGGUGAUUGGUAUGGGAUAGCUAUAGCUGCAUCUAAUGCGUGGGGAUUAAUGAUGGUUAUAGGGAUGAUGGGAUAUGGGAUAGUAGCUGUACCAAUGCGUUUAGUAAAGAACAUUUCCACGCAGCAUCAUCUUAAUUCGUUAUAUGAAAGAAUCUAUGAUUUAGUAGAAGAGCAUGAAGAAGAAGAGUUAGUUCUUUCCGAAUUAAUAACAAUAGUAAAAAAAGCAGAUAAAGUCAUUCCCAUUAAUGAUCCGAUUCGGAGGUGUGUAGUUACUAUCAUUGACAAAAUUGAACCGACUCGCUAUGAAUUAACUGAACCGGCACGAGACUUUUUAAAGUCGUAUGAGAAUUUAGCCGAGUUACACGCGAAUGUCACUUCACAAGUAUUAAAAGUGAAGCAAUUGUUUUAUACAUUACAUUCUUAUAUCAAUUAUAGCUUUAAUUAUCUUUAUAGGAUAUUCUUUACUAAUCUUUGGAAGUGA